AUGGAGACUCAAUCGACUACAAACAAAGGUGGUUGGAAGUCCAUCAAAUACAUAAUUGGGAAUGAGUCGUUUGAGAAAUUGGCAUCGGUGAGCUUGGUUAUGAACAUGACUUUUUAUUUACGUUCAAAUUACAACAUGAAUGGUAUCUUUCUUAUAAAUGUGGUUACCAUUUGGACCGGCACCUCCAAUAUUUCGUCACUAGCCGGUGCUUACCUCUCUGAUGCCUAUAUCGGCAAAUUCCUCACUCUUUUUUUCGCCUCCAUAGCUUCUCUUUUGGGUAUGGGUAUGAUGACAUUGACUGCCGGUGUACCGCAUCUUAGACCACCCAAAUGCAACGACCAGCUUAACUGCGUCCAGCCGGAAAUGUGGCAGCUAGGGCUGCUCUAUGCCGCAUUAGGCCUUCUUUCGCUCGGGGCCGGCGGUUUAAGGCCGUGCGGUAUUGCUUUUGGCGCCGAUCAGUUCGAUACCACCACCACCAAAGGACGGAAACAGCUCCAAAGCUUCUUCAAUUGGUGGUACUUAUCAUUUACAGUCGCUCUGAUAGUUGCUCUCACCGGAGUUGUCUACAUACAAACAAACAUCAGCUGGAUGAUCGGAUUUGCAAUUCCGACGGCUUGUCUCUUGUCUUCCGUCGUCAUUUUCUUGAUCGGACGGCAUACUUACGUCAUAAAGAAGCCGGAAGGAAGUGUUUUUUCCGAUAUUGCAGAAGUGAUUGUUGCUUCAAUACGGAAACGUAGAAUACCGUAUGAAUCAAAAUACUCUUUUUAUCAAGAAAAAUCCGGGUCAAAAAACCCUAAUCUUGCGCGAACCCAUCGAUUCAAAUGCUUAGAUAAAGCAGCCAUGAUCGUCGAUCCGACCAGUGAGCUGAAUGCUAAUGGCGUGGCCAAAAACAGGUGGAGAUUGUGUAGCAUGCAACAAGUGGAGCACUUGAAAUGUAUCAUCGGAAUCUUGCCGAUUUGGGUGUCGGGUGUUGGGUGUAUGCUUGUGAUCGAUCAACAAAGCACAUUUGGAAUUCUUCAAGCCAUCCAGAUGAAUCGAACUAUUGGAUCCAAGUUCAAGAUCCCACCAGGUUGGCUGUCGGAAACAGCGAUGAUCACAUUAUCGAUAUGGAUCUUCAUCUACGAAGGGAUUUACGUCCUGACACUUAAGAAGAUCUUCAAAAGGGAAGCAAGAUUAUUAACAAUGGCCAUGAGAGUUCGUAUUGGGAUCAUUAUGUCCAUAUUUUGCAUGGUAACAGCUGGGAUUAUCGAACGAAAACGCCGCAAUUCGGCCAUAAACAACCACAGUUACGUUGCACCGAUGCAUAUCUGGUGGAUAAUUCCCCAAUUUGUGCUUUCUGGUUUGAUAGAAGCAUUCGAUAAUGUGGCGAUGAUGGAGUUUUUUACCACCCGGAUGCCUGAAAGCAUGAGAACGAUGGCGGGUGCCAUCUUUUUCGUCACCUUAUCAAUCUCGAGCUAUUUAAACUCACUGAUCGUUAAUAUAAUCCACAAACUAACAGGAAUGAAUGGAAGAACACCGUGGUUAGGCGGCCACGAUCUUAACGAAAACAGGCUGGAUUAUUACUACUACAUUAUCGCUGGUUUGGGGGUUUUGAAUUUGAUUUAUUUCACAUUAGUUGGUUCCAAAUACGUAACUCCGGCGAAGGUUAUCGGCGUUGAGGAGAAGUUGAAGCAGGUUGAAGACGGUGGCGGUGGAGUAUGA
Messenger RNA from Cynara cardunculus var. scolymus (artichoke), 1701 nucleotides. RefSeq names its product protein NRT1/ PTR FAMILY 2.8. Gene Ontology annotation, biological process: transmembrane transport. Gene Ontology annotation, molecular function: transmembrane transporter activity. Gene Ontology annotation, cellular component: plasma membrane. The transcript is spliced from 3 exons. Lineage: Eukaryota; Viridiplantae; Streptophyta; Magnoliopsida; Asterales; Asteraceae. Bases 1 to 1701 code for a protein of 566 amino acids. The record is from RefSeq and is a predicted model, not a curated record.